AUGCCAUAUCAGUGGACUGCUGAGAGGGAACGCCGCAUGCUCCUGUUCGCGAUAUCUUCUGCGAAUCUGCGACCGUCUGCCGACACCUGGGCGGCCGUUGCCGCACUCUUGGGAGAAGGCUUGACAGCCUCAGCAGUCAGCCAGAAGUAUUACAAGCUGAGAAACGAGUCUGCCAAGAUCUUGGAAGGCCGGUCUGGCUCGGUCCCAUCAACACCUACCAAGCGCAAAGCUUCCAUGGACGACGAGGAGAAGAAAACAACUCCCUCCAAGCGAGCGAGGAAGUCCAAACGUGAGCCUCUUGACGGAGUGCCUUUCUCAGAUGCCAGCAGCAGCCCGAGCGAGGUAAAAACAGAGUAUGCGAAGGAAGACAAUGCCAUCCCUUUCCCCAGCUACCACGCACCAUUCAUGACCACAGACUACUUCCUGCCGGUGAACACUCAGUUCAGAGUGGAGAGCAGUGGCGCGGCGAGCAGCAGCAGCAACAGCUUCUUGGGUUGA
Molecule: messenger RNA, 498 nt
Organism: Capronia coronata CBS 617.96
Lineage: Eukaryota; Fungi; Ascomycota; Eurotiomycetes; Chaetothyriales; Herpotrichiellaceae
Exons: 2
Coding region: 1-498 (165 amino acids)
Source: RefSeq, a predicted model, not a curated record